CACUCACUCCUGUCGCUCGCUCGCUCGCACGCACAUGAAAUCACUGCCGUCCGAAUCAACUGCUAACGACUUGCCGGAAAUAGAGGAGGAGGACGCCGGGCUGCGAACACCACCCAUUCCUCCUCUGAGCUCACCAGAUGGCCCCUCCGCUGGCCCAUCGAAUCUUCCCUUGUCCUCCAUCGAUUCGGAGCCAGUGCCAGUCCAUUUCACCCUCCUGCAGCCUGACUGGCCUCGGUGGCUCUCCUCUCGGAUCCAUUCUGCUUUUCAGUGGCAAUGCUGCGAAUUUGUCGAGGGGCACAAUGCGCUGAGCCGGGUCAAGGCUGAAAAGGGUGAGCAUGGGCCUAAGGAGGGCGAGUCGACGACAACGACGGCGAGCAAAAAGCGAAGACGGACGUCUCGGCCCUCUGUCACUCGAUUUAUCUGGCGGCAGAAGUGGAUCUGCGUGCACUCGCGAUCGGCGGCGGCGUCGAUUAGGACAGAGGAAGCGGUGCAGGCAACAUGCCCUGCCCGGUUCGAGGCGAUCCUCGGCGGCGAGGGUCAAGACGAGGUCCAUGUCGUCUGGGCCUUCGACCACGCCAACCACCCGGCCGACGAACAAGUGCCACUGGCCCUAGCCAUCGAGGAAGGGAAAGCCAUUGCACAGGCCGAGGCGGCUGCGUGCAGUAUGGACAGGUUGGCAGCACUACCUGCAGAGAAAGGCGGCGGAGAAGGCAACAACGAUGGGAUAAAGGACGGGUCAGAUCGGUCGUCUGAGCGCACACGAAUCCCUAUGCCGCUGAGAGACUACAUGCGCAACGCAAUCCGAAGGGGCGAAACAUUUGCAGCGUUUCAGGAUGAUCUCGCGAAAGGCGGACUCGCCUGCAUUGGCUACCUGGGCUGGGAAGCCCGGCUCAGCCGAGGCGAUUUCCACAAUGCUGUCCAGGCCGUGAGGUCCAAGCGCAAGGAGCAGGGAAUCGACGUGACGCUCAAAGAGGCCGAGGCAGGCAUGGACCUCAAGUCGAGAAUCAAAGCAGAUUGGCCCGCGCAGGUGCAGCCGCCCGUGGAGCUGCUCCAACGGAGCAUUGCCCUUGUCAAGGCCGUCAGCGCGGGUCAGAAGCUCGACGACGGUGAACUUGGCAGGAAACGUAAGACGGAGAAACGGCCAACAAGGCUGCAAAAUCUCACAAAGCUCUGCGACGAGCUCGACGGCUGCAACGAACUGUUCCAGGCCGUAGUGCAACGGUACGAGGAGGCGCCCUCCGGCGACGCCAGGUUUGCAAAGUACAGGGCCGCAGAGGCACGGGCAACAGAGACGCUCAGCGACCUCAUCGAGACCGUUGUCACCUUUCGUGAAAAGCUCAAGGAGGCCCUGCUCAAGAAACAGCAAGACGAGGAGCAUGGGUCAGGCAGCGCAGAAGCCUCGUCUCCUCUGCCACAUCCACACGCAUAUUCACAUCACAAUGGAAAUCGCUCACCACUAGCAUCCACGAUCCCUCAUGUAGCUCCACAAUAA
This is a messenger RNA of Acaromyces ingoldii, 1492 nucleotides long. RefSeq lists its product as hypothetical. NCBI's taxonomy places the organism in Eukaryota, Fungi, Basidiomycota, Exobasidiomycetes, Exobasidiales, Cryptobasidiaceae. The record is from RefSeq and is a predicted model, not a curated record. Bases 35 to 1492 code for a protein of 485 amino acids. The transcript is spliced from 2 exons.